AGGAAGGGUCAGUUCUGCGUCUUCCCUAUUCUGGCCUUUAAGCCCCGGGCCAGCAGGAGCCUGUUUGUUUGAUCGGGACCUGUUGGGCCAGGCUCAGCUGUGCAGGUGGACGGACCCAGAUGGGAACCAUAACCCCCUAGAAGCACCUCACCCCUGGCCCUCCCACCUCGCUAUAGUCCAGCAGCCAGCCUGGCCACCCUGGCGUGCUCUUUUGAGUCCCUCUUCCAGCGCUUCCUUCAGAAUGGGAACGGGAGCAAGUUAGUUGUCUCCUUUGUUCUUUUUAAAACACGCAGCUGACGUCACAUGCAGAAAUCACGCAGUCUCGAUUCCUUGGCAUCUGUACCCUGUGGAAAUCAAGAGAUAACUUCUUAAAAGACAUCCAUCCAGGCGUGGUGGUGUACACUUUUAAUCCCAGUUCUUGGAAAGCAGAGGCAGGCAGGUCUCUGAGUUCAAGGCCAGCGUGGGCCCAGGAAAGCCAGGGCUAAAUAGAGAAACACUAUCUCAAGGAAAACCCUACCAAGGAAACAAGGAAGGCGUAAAAGGACUUGGCUGUGGAUCUCAUAGUUCAAAGAAAUGAAGGUCUGAACAAGUGUCAGAAUCCAACUCACUUCAGGAAGAGUUCAAGCUUACAGCUUUCUUUCAGCUGUCCAAGGAAGGAGCCUCUCGCAAAAGCCCAGCUUCAUAUGCUCAGUCUUCAUAAACUUUGUUGCUAGGUUGGACUUUUUAACCCAGCUUGUGCUGGCAGAACGCUGAGGUUUUCCCUGUUUGUGUCUUCGGUGAGAGGAACAAUGCUGUCAGCAUGUCUUCACAGUCCAUGCUCUCUGAAAGAAUUGCCAUAGCCAAGGAACUGAUCAAGAGAGCAGAAUCCCUUUCGAGAUCAAGAAAAGGUGGCAUAGAAGGGGGCGCAAAGCUGUGCAGCAAACUGAAGGCCGAGCUGAAAUUCUUACAGAAAAUAGAGGCUGGGAAGGUAGCUAUUAAAGAAUCCCACUUACAGAGCACAAACCUAACACACUUGAAAGCCAUCGUGGACUCGGCAGAAAACCUGGAAGAAGUUGUCAGCGUUCUCCGUGUGUUCGGCUACACAGACACCUUGGGAGAGAAGCAGACUCUGGUGGUGGAUGUCGUAGCGAACGGCGGUCACACGUGGGUCAAAGCUAUUGGCCGGAAGGCCGAAGCGCUGCAUAACAUCUGGCUGGGCAGGGGCCAGUAUGGCGACAAAAGCAUCAUUGAGCAGGCCGAAGACUUCCUGCAGGCCAGCCGCCAGCAGCCGGUGCAGUAUAGCAACCCUCACAUCGUGUUUGCAUUUUACAAUAGUGUCUCUAGUCCCAUGGCAGAGAAGCUGAGAGAGAUGGGCAUCUCUGUCAGAGGGGACAUCGUCGCAGUCAACUCUCUGCUAAGCCACCCUGAAGAGCAGCAGCCGAGCGAGAGCGAGCCCGACGAUGAGGACGAAGAACUUCUGCAGGUGACCAGAGUGGACCGAGACAACGUCCUGGCGCACGUUGCAUUUCCCACGGAGAUCAAGGUGGACGUGUGCAGAAGAGUCAACCUGGACAUCACUACUUUAAUCACGUAUGUAUCUGCCAUGAGCUAUGGAGGCUGCCACUUCGUCUUCAAAGAGAAAGUACUCACAGAGCAAGCCGAGCAGGAGAGGAAGGAGCAGGUCUUGCCUCAGCUGGAAGCGUUUAUGAAGGACAAGGAGCUGUUUGCCUGUGAAUCUGCUGUCAAGGAUUUUCAGUCUAUUCUAGACACCUUAGGGGGCCCAGGAGAGAGAGAGAGGGCCGCUAUGCUAAUAAAGCGAGUCACCGUGGUCCCAGACCAGCCUUCUGAGCGCGCCUUGAGACUCGUGGCAAGCUCAAAAAUUAACAGCCGCUCGUUAACGAUUUUUGGGACAGGAGACACCCUGAAAGCCAUCACUAUGACCGCCAAUAGCGGCUUUGUCAGAGCCGCCAACAACCAGGGUGUCAAGUUCAGUGUCUUCAUCCAUCAGCCCAGAGCACUUACCGAGAGCAAAGAGGCCUUCGCCGUGCCCGUACCGAAAGACUUCCGCAGUGACAGUGCACGCUAGUGGUUCCUUUACAUGUUGUCGUGGAAAUACAUUAUUUAUACCAAAGGCUGGCCUUCCCGUCUAUAUGGAGAGAACAAAGUUUAUAGUAAAAAUAAUAUUUAGUGCUCACAUGUUUAAGUAUAAGUUUCUUGUGUUUUGUCUGUUUAAGGUCUAUGAAUUAGAAAAAAACUCAAGAGACAAUCGUACUUAUCUCUGCGUUCCAUCACAAGCUCCGUUAUAGCCGGGAAGAACAGACACGCGGCUGCGUAGGCUUUUAGCGAUCUUGUGAUGCUUUUGUUUGCCUCCGCCUCCGCCUCCACCACAGGUGAUUGCAUUUCAUGGAAUACGGCUACAUUGAUUCUUGAAUUCAUUAAAUAAUCUGGAGAAAACUCCGA
Alexandromys fortis (reed vole) is the source of this 2439-nucleotide messenger RNA. It is a transcript of the gene CUNH7orf25, whose product is annotated as chromosome unknown C7orf25 homolog. NCBI's taxonomy places the organism in Eukaryota, Metazoa, Chordata, Mammalia, Rodentia, Cricetidae. The transcript has 2 exons. The record is from RefSeq and is a predicted model, not a curated record. The coding region runs from base 800 to 2065 and encodes 421 amino acids.